Molecule: messenger RNA, 942 nt
Organism: Cebus imitator (Panamanian white-faced capuchin)
Lineage: Eukaryota; Metazoa; Chordata; Mammalia; Primates; Cebidae
Gene: FTMT
Product: ferritin mitochondrial
Exons: 1
Coding region: 76-804 (242 amino acids)
Biological process (GO): iron ion transport; intracellular iron ion homeostasis
Cellular component (GO): mitochondrion; cytoplasm
Molecular function (GO): ferric iron binding; ferrous iron binding
Source: RefSeq, a predicted model, not a curated record
GACCCGAGGCCCCCAGCGCUUCACCGCGCUUUGAGAGGGCCGGGCCUCAGUUUCCCACUUCCAGAAGGCUGUGCCAUGCUGACCUGUUUCAGACUCCUCUCCAGGCACGUCAGCCCUUCGCCGGCGUCUCUACGCUCCGUGCGCCGCUGCUUCGCGCUCCGGCUGCGUUGGACCCCGGGGCGGCCGUCGGACCCCUGGCCGAUCGCCCCCUGCCGCCCACUGGCCGCAGCCGCCUCUUCCCGCUGCCCUACCGGGCCCACCGCCGGCCCCUCUCGGGUGCGCCAGAAUUUCCAUCCUGACUCGGAGGCUGCCAUCAACCGCCAGAUCAACCUCGAGCUCUAUGCGUCCUACGUGUACUUGUCCAUGGCCUAUUACUUCUCCCGGGAUGAUGUAGCCUUGAACAACUUCGCCAGGUAUUUCCUUCACCAGUCCCGGGAGGAGACUGAGCACGCAGAGAAGCUGAUGAGGCUGCAGAACCAGCGAGGGGGGCGGAUCUGCCUGCAGGACAUUAAGAAGCCAGACCAGGACGACUGGGAAAGCGGUCUGCAUGCCAUGGAGUGUGCUCUGAGCUUGGAAAAGAAUGUGAACCAGUCGUUGCUGGAAUUGCACACACUGGCCUCAGACAAAGGUGACCCCCAUUUGUGCGACUUCCUGGAAACCUAUUACCUGAAUGAGCAGGUGAAGUCUAUCAAAGAACUAGCUGACCACGUGCACAACCUAGUGAAGCUGGGGGCCCCGGAUGCUGGCCUGGCGGAGUACCUUUUUGAUAAACAUACCCUUGGAAAUGAAAACAAGCAGAACUAAGCCAGGGACUGCCUUCCUCCCAGGUCAGUGGGUAGACCAGAAUCAGAUGUCUCCUGCUUUCUUGUCCUUAAAAUCACCACCAUCUUUAUAUUUUUUCUGUCAUACUACUCCUCCAAUAAAGUGAUUUUUAGAAAAAAA